AUAUUUGCUAGCGUGUAAUAAUUUUGACUGCAACUUGCAAGUUUGCGCCUGAGUGAAAGUAAUAUCAAAAUAUUAUAGGUCGAUAAUAGAUUUCUUGUAGAAGGAGCUGUUUUUCAUUAUUUAUACCUAUAUUUCUGCGAUUUCUGAAUACAUAGGUAGGUCAACAAUAUGUCACUACUAGUACGCAAGAGACGAGGUAGACCUCCAGGUUCAAAGAAUAAAAUUAAACCUAGUAUUAAGGAAGAAAAAGACGAUGGAUGGUAUUGCAGGACAUGUAAAUCAUCAUUCAAAACAGCUUCUGAGCUUCGAGCUCAUAAAGGCGAAUGCAAACAAUGGAUGAUAGAAUUAAGAUUAAAGUCAAAGCCUAAAUAUUAUUGCGACAAAUGCCCCAAGAAGUUCAAAGUAAAGACUUGUUUUGAAAACCAUUUGUUGAAUGAGCAUUCAGAAACCCCUGGGAGUGUUCCUUGUGAGCAGUGCAACGUUGUCUGUCCCAAUAUUGAAGUACUGACUGCUCACAUAGCCAAUAUACAUGAAAGAAGUAUCUUUGAGUGUGAGUUCUGUGAGAAAAAAUUUGUACGACAAGCCCAUGUUAUAAGGCAUAUGUCACAAACUGGUUGUGAUGGAAAAGGGAAGCAGUUGUACCCGUGUGAAAUAUGCUCCAAGACAUUUUCAAGAAAGGAUAACUUGAUGGUACAUUUGAGAUUGAACCAUAUUUCCAAGAAGAGUUUUAACUGCAAACAUUGUAACUUUUCAACCAACAAUUUUUCCAAACUUAUUCUACAUAAUCAACAUAGACAUACAGAAGUACCACAUUUUGAGUGUCAUCACUGUGGUAAAGUAACAGGGUCCAGAGCUGCAAUAUCAAAACAUCUGGAAAUUCAUGGGGAUAAGAAAUACAAGUGUGAUGUGUGCGGCCACAACACGUUCACGAUCGAGGUGAUGCGGCGCCACGUGCUGACUCACAUCCCGAACAAGCCGCACAAGUGCCAGAUCUGCGGCAACUCCUACAUACAGAAGCUGCAGCUCGACCGCCACAUGCUCAAGCACAUCGGCUUCGCCUGCCGCAAGUGCGACAAGAUGUUCGACGCCAAGUCCAAACUGUUGGCGCACGACAGAAACCACGUAAGGAACGGGCCAAUACUCUGCCCGUUUGAAGACUGUGAAUAUACCAAAAAGGAACUCGAAGAUAUGGAAGCUUACGAGGACCAUAUUAAAGACCAUAACAUGGUAGACAAGACGUACGAGUGCACCGUCUGCAACAAGAUGUUCAACUGCGAGUCGUUCCUGCGUCGUCACGUGGGCACGCACGCGCUCGAGCGGGCGCGGCGCUGCAUGUACUGCGUGACGGCGCGGGCGUACGCGCGCGGCGAGCAGCUCGUGCGUCACGUGCGCAACAAGCACCCCGACGUGUUCCGAGCGCGCCUGCAACACGUGCGAACUGUGCUCGGCUCAACGGUGACGGGCACGCGCGUAACGAAGUCCGAGAUGGAGUCUGUGCUGAAUGUGUUGGACGCGGAGACGGACCGCAUCCUCGAGGACUACGGCCCCGGCGUGCUGUACGGCGGCCUUCAGGAGGAGGCCGAGGACGCUGACGAGGAGGUCGAGGUGCAGGAGAAGAAGGAGAAGUCGCCACUGAUGAGCGAGACGGAGCUAGAGGAGCACCUGCGCCGCCUGCUGUCGCAGCUGAUAGAGAUCGACGUGCUCGAGUACUUCGGCUGGCCGGACGAGAGCGUCGACACGGUGCUAGAGAAAGUGAUAGAGAACAUGGGCGCGCGCGUGGCGCCCCGCGACAAGUGGUCGCGCGUGCAGCGCCUGCGCGAGAACACCAAGCACCUGUUCCUGCACGCCGUAGAGGACGCCGCCAUUGCGCGCAUGCUCGACACGCACACCAUCGACCAGGUCGUCAAGCAUAUCCUUGAAAAAGUUACAACAAACGUUAAAACUGAAGAUGAAUCUCCAAAAAAUGAUGAAGAUGUAAAACAUGCCAAGAUGGAAGUGGACUAAAAAAGAAAAAUAGAAAAAUACCUCUUAAAUAAGCAGUAAUAAAAGUGAACCAAAAUAAAAAAUAUACUUAAGUAAAAGUUCAAAUGAAAACUUUA
Molecule: messenger RNA, 2099 nt
Organism: Aricia agestis (brown argus)
Lineage: Eukaryota; Metazoa; Arthropoda; Insecta; Lepidoptera; Lycaenidae
Product: zinc finger protein 564-like
Exons: 11
Coding region: 169-2004 (611 amino acids)
Biological process (GO): regulation of transcription by RNA polymerase II
Cellular component (GO): nucleus
Molecular function (GO): DNA-binding transcription activator activity, RNA polymerase II-specific; RNA polymerase II cis-regulatory region sequence-specific DNA binding
Source: RefSeq, a predicted model, not a curated record